AAAAUAAUAAAAGAUAAAAUUCAAAUUACAGUCUUUACCUUUGUAUGAAUACCUCUCGGACACGAGGCGGUGAUGCGAAGCCGGAGAUAAGUGUUAGGGUUAGGGUUUUAAUUAGCUGAUAGAGAUGUACGCUGAUCGGGUGGAGGAGGAUGCUGGGAAAAGGUCGGUGAAGGAGAGACUCAAUGGCAAUCCCUCCGGUAACUUCAUUCCUCGGCGUCAAAUAGCUGGCAAAAGACAGAGGCAAGAUGACAAGUGGGAACAUGAUCUUUACCAAGAAGAUGGACCUAAUGUUUCAAAUCGUAAAGUCGAUGCUCGAGAUCUUCGGUUGAAGUUGCAAAGGAAAAGUCUGCAAAAUGUGUCUCAAAGUGGAAGGGGAACUCUCUCAGGUGUCCGUGAUCUUCGGGAAAAGUUAUCUGGAACAAUGAAUGCACAGCCAAUAAAUGCUGAUCCGCCAAAACAAAAAGUGAAGGUUGCCCAACCAGCCAGGAAAAGUGUAGCGGUUGAAACUCCUGAACCAGAGCCUAGUAGAGCUGCAAAUACUCCAGCAAGAAAGAAGGCUAAGCAAAGCGCUGAUACAUCCGUGGAGGGCUUCCUCCAGUCCUUGGGUCUUGAAAAAUAUGCAAUCACUUUUCAAGCUGAGGAAGUUGAUAUGACUGCACUUGUACACAUGACAGAUGGGGAUCUAAAAGCUUUAGGCAUACCAAUGGGACCAAGAAAAAAGAUAAUUCUGGAAUUGGAGUCAAGAAGCUGAUAAUCGGAGUCAAGAGCCUGUCGAAUCUCGAGAUGUGUUAAUGUCCAUUCCUACAAGAUUGUAAGGUUGUGUGUUGGGUGAUAAGAACCUGCAUAUGUACCAAUUCUUGUUGGUAUUUCCCCCUUUUUUUUUUUCUUUUCUCUUGUUAAGUUUUAUUAACAAAAGUAUGGCUUCACGAGACUUUGUUAUUGAAAUGGAACGAUGGAAUAUCGUUAGAUUGAAAGUAGGGUAGGAUGUUCUUUUUGUUGCCAAUUAGUGGCAUUCAGUUAGAAACUUUAAACUGACAUAUGGGCUGCAUUGUCUUAAAUUUAUAUUUUUGUAAAGUUUCUAAACUCUAAAUCCAAGUGUUUGAGAGCUUAACUAA
Molecule: messenger RNA, 1115 nt
Organism: Gossypium arboreum
Lineage: Eukaryota; Viridiplantae; Streptophyta; Magnoliopsida; Malvales; Malvaceae
Exons: 7
Coding region: 125-751 (208 amino acids)
Molecular function (GO): protein binding
Source: RefSeq, a predicted model, not a curated record